This is a messenger RNA of Pristis pectinata (smalltooth sawfish), 3995 nucleotides long. It is a transcript of the gene rbbp8, whose product is annotated as retinoblastoma binding protein 8. The transcript has 20 exons. The record is from RefSeq and is a predicted model, not a curated record. Gene Ontology annotation, biological process: DNA double-strand break processing involved in repair via single-strand annealing; double-strand break repair via homologous recombination. The coding region runs from base 226 to 2640 and encodes 804 amino acids. Gene Ontology annotation, molecular function: Y-form DNA binding; double-strand/single-strand DNA junction binding; single-stranded DNA binding. NCBI's taxonomy places the organism in Eukaryota, Metazoa, Chordata, Chondrichthyes, Rhinopristiformes, Pristidae. Gene Ontology annotation, cellular component: site of double-strand break.
CAGACAGGCAGAGCUGAGAAGCAGCUUUCAAAGUGACCAAGUGUGGUCCAUGUGUGUUGCCUCCUGCAAUUCACGUUAUUCUCUGAAGUUACGAUCUUACCCAAGACAAAAUAUUCAUGAGUAAAUGGUUAUCUCAGAAUUUACAUUUAAAGGUGAAGAUUGAUUGAGGUGGAUUUUAUUUUAAUUGCAGUAUGUAGCUUUGAAAAUCUACACACAAGCUGUACCAUGAGCAGCUCCAGCGUGAGUUGUGGGAGUCCAAGCACCGGGAGCAUAGCUGAAGCUACUGCAGAUUUAUUUAAGGAUAUUUGGACCAAACUGAAAGAGUGCCAUGACAACGAAGUGCAAGUGCUGCAAGUAAAAGUAACCAAACUAAAGAAGGAGAGAUGCUUAGAUGCUCAAAGACUUGAAGAGUACUAUAAUAAAAACCAGCAGUUAAGAGAGCACCAGAAAGCAUUACAUGACAACAUUAAAGUUUUGGAAGACAGGUUGCGGGCAGGUUUGUGUGACAGGUGUGCAGUUACUGAAGAACAUAUGAAGAAGAAACAGCUGGAAUUUGAGAAUAUUCGACAACAGAAUCUAAAACUUAUUACAGAACUUAUGAAUCAAAAGAGCAAUCUUCAGGAAGAAAACAAAAAACUCAGUGAUCAGCUUGAAUCACUUGAACGUCAGAUGAAAGAGCAGCUGCAUGAAGUGGUAGAAGCAGCAGAUCAUGAUGAUGGAAUAAUUCCAGGUUCUCCGAAUUUGUCCCUUUCCACCUCCGUGCUCAGCAGAAUGCGAAGGAGAAAGGAGAAGGGCCAUAUUCGCUAUGCUGAGCAUGCAAGUAUAGACCCUUCACGGCCGCAGGCUAAUGGGAAAUGUAAAAUGCUGUUCGCAUCCGUCCCUGGCAUGACCCACUGCAAGCAGGAUGAAGAAGUUCUAGCUGCAGAUACCUGUGAUCUUGGAACAUUGUCAAUAGAACCCACACAACAACCAAAAGAACGAUCACCCACAGAAAAGAAUAGCAUUAAUCUGGCUGCUGUUGUAGCAGAAACAUUAGGCCUUGGAAUUAAGGAGGAAUCUGACUCGCAAAGUCUUCUGAAUUCAUAUAGGGAUCUUCCCAAGACCACAGACAAUCCACUGAAAAAGGAUGCGAACCAGGCAAAUUCAGAACAUUUAAAUGACAGUGGCUCUGGAGAUUCUUGUGCAUCUGAAGCAGAUGAAAAAACUCAAAGCUGGGUUCCUUCUCCUGUAUUUGGAGUUUCUGCCAAAGGUUCCUCUGAUUUUGAAGCAAAGGUGAAUCAAUUCUUUGAGCAAUCCAAACUGGGAGGACCAAAAAUGGCAAAAAAACACAUUGAAACUAAGACUGAUGCUGCCUACCUACCCCCAUCCAACCGAGUGGCAAAAAGGAAAAAAAUGGAAGAUGGGAAUGAUUCUGCCACUGAUUGUGAAAAACCUUCAUUUAAUAAAGAAAAUCUUCCAUCAACAUUAGAGAAAGGUGUUUCUCUGGACGAUAAUCUUGACAAGCCUUUGGACUUAUCUGAUCAUGUUUCUAGUGGCCGAUUGGAAGAUAGAAGUUAUGGGAAAGAUGCAGUGGGUAAUAAAUCAAUAAAAGUUUCUCUGCCAGAAUCCCUAAAAUCAAGUUUAAAGACUAUCAAUUUCAGAAGAGCCUGCAAUGGAUUAACCAAGGAUUCUCAAGGUGGUGCUUACCUACAAGAAACCUUUGAGGGAUCACAUUCUGAAAAAUUUCAAGAUAUUAAAGAGAAGAUUGUGAAAAAUGGAGGGGAUAGGGAUUCAUCUGAUAAUCAAGAACCUGGUAACUUUGCUCAGAAUGAACAAGGCUUUAGUGACUUGAAGGAUUUUGAAGUCAAAAUUCCAAAAAGGAAAAAUUCAAAACCUGCAUCCAAGGAGUCUACCUCGGUGCUUCAACCAAAUCCCUGUGCAACUGUUACAAUGUGUAUAAACGAUGACAAAAAUGGGAGAAAAUCUGAGAACAUUCAGUGGAGCAUAGAUCCGGAAGCAGACCUCUCUGAUUGUAAGAUGGGCACUUUAGAACUGGACUCGAAGCCCAUCAGACAACUGGGGACAGAUACACCAGAUAUGGAUUGCACAUUUGUGAGUGAAAGCAUGUUAUUGAAAGCAAAAAAACCAAGAACAGAUCUGUCUACUCUUGCAGGAAGACACACCUUGAACGACAGCCUCUCCGAAAUGUUUGACCGUACUGCGUAUGGUGAAUAUGAAUCAUAUCCCCAAGAAAAAAGUCCCCAGAAAGAACAUGAUGAUGUUUUUCAAGAAGAACCAGAGAAAGUAAAAAUGAAUCUUUUGAAAAAUACAGUUUUAAACUUUCCUCACAUUGAGGUGGUUCGUAACAAGGAAGAAAGAAGAAAGUUGCAUGGGCACACGUGCAAGGAAUGUGAAGAAUAUUAUGCAGAUCUUCCAGAAGAAGAGAGACUGAAAAUGUUGGCAAAUUGCUCCAGGCAUCGAUUCCGAUACAUACCUCCAAACACACCAGAGAACUUCUGGGAGGUGGGGUUUCCUUCCACCCAGACCUGUAUUGACAGAGGUUAUAUAAAAGAAGAGAGCACACCUUGCCAGCGACCAAGACGAAGACGACCUUAUAAUCCAACAUUUUUACUGAAGGACAAAGAACAGAAUUUAACUUAGUCAUACCAGUAAAAGGCAACAGUGAAAACGAAAACCUACACUGAAGAAUGUGUCUUAAGCUUCAAACCUUAUAGUCCAAAAGACAACUUUAUUAUAACAGUUGGUUAGAUCUAAAUUGUUUUUCAACAAUUAUUAUUUAAAUUAUGAUUUUCACCUGCAUAUUAGGUGGAACCUUUUACAUUUGCACACCAUGCAUAAGGUUUGGUGCUAUUUAUUGCACUGAAUGAUAGCACUGGAUAAUUAUGCCCUUGUAAACCACUAUAUAAUUGUAAAUAUAAGCUGAAUUUUUAGAUAUUUGAUAAUGAGUAAGAUUAGCGUGAUGAGAAUUUGAUAAUUGUAAUAGCUCAUCAACACUGACCAAAUGAAAAACCAACAUGGUUUUGAACACCAGUUCAUUCAUAGAAUAAACUUUUUUUUGCAAAAAGCAAGAUAUGCAACUUCUAUAAUAGCUCAUUCAGAGGACUGAUAAUGUGCAGCUUAUUCAUGGAGAAGACUGCAGGCCCUGAUCUAGUCCUUGGAUUGGCUUGAAUUGGCCAUUUAGAUGAUAUGGUUACAACAGGUACACAUCAUUUUGGCUUCGUAUCUACCUGCGACCCCCCCCCCCCCCGGCCAUCCCGUUCAUCUCAUGACGACAGAGGACAUGCAGCCACGUGCCUGUUCUUAAUAACAAUGCAGUUCACCUUGCUAGAAAAUACAAUUUUUUGGGUAUCCGAUAAAACGAAUACUGGCCCAGCCGUGAUGAAUGUCAUGCCAGCCUUCACUGUCUAGGCUGUUACAUGGAAUGUGGCCAUUUGGAUAAGAUAACAGAAAGUGGUUGGUAUCUUUGGAAUUUUGUCCCAGCCAGCUAGUGUUGUCACUAGUGGAGGGGAUGUAAAAAGAACUGUAGCAGAAUAGAAAAUUGGCCUACAUGAGAGAGAGAGCUUGGUGAUUGAUCAGACAGUAGAUAAGGAGGCAAAACUUAAGGAUGAUGUUGAUGUUCAUGCUCCUCUCUAAUACUGUUUUAGGGUCAUAAUACCUGGUUUAAGCAGAAACUUAAAUGUAAUGCUGAGGUGUAAUAGGUGAAACAUUAUUAAAGGUGGUAUUUUUCAAAGGAAGUGUUACAUCGAAGGCCUCUGAAUCUGUUCUAUAUUGUUCUGGUGUAUGCUGAGGUCCCAUGAUUCUACUCGGAACAGAAAAUUCCAAAAGCAGAUUCAUUGCCAUUCAGUAUUUUGCUGUAUGUUCAGAUAUUACUAUGCAAACUGGGUGCAACACUAACUGACCAACUGCAGUGUGAUGUUUGCUAAGCAUUUGAGGGGCGAUGAAGGGCUGAAUAAAACAGUUUCUAUUUUUUUCAUAUUCCACAAGUUGGGUUUCAG